UUUUUGUAUUGUAAUAAUAUUUGUUUUAUUGGGCGGCAAGAGCCAAUCCGCCAUUAAUGCUCACCUUCCCAACCAUAAUCCCCUCUGAGUGUACACAACUUGUUCUCCUUAAAGUCUGUGGUGUUAAUGAAUCACAUAAAUUACUGAAAAGGUCAAAUCCUCCAGCUGUUUCAAGGAGCUAAGAAAAGUCAUCUUCUCUAUCUUCUCUCUUUCGCUCUCAGUCCUGAAGAAGCCUUGGAGCUGGGAUCCUGAUGUUUCCUUGUUUCAUUUCCUCGCCUUGAGAUCUUCUUAUUGACGGUCAAUCUGGUUGAAGGAAGAUACGAAUUGACACUUUUUCAAUGGGGAUUUGCAUUAGUUCUCGAAUUAAAGCUGAGAGCCCUUACCACACUGGGACGAGUUCGAAACAUGUUAGUACAGGUAGCAGUCUGAGUAGUUCUAGUGGUAAGAGUCAUAGGAGUGAGGGUGAGAUCUUGCAGUCAUCUAAUUUGAAGAACUUUUCCUUUUCUGAUGUCAAAUUGGCCACAAGAAACUUUCGGCCCGAUAGUGUAUUGGGUGAAGGCGGGUUUGGUUCAGUAUUUAAAGGGUGGAUCGACGCGCAAUCACUUGCAGCUUCAAAACCGGGCACUGGAAUGGUAAUUGCUGUUAAAAGACUCAAUCACGACGGUUAUCAAGGACAUAGGGAGUGGUUGGCAGAGGUGAAUUACUUAGGUCAGCUUUAUCAUCCUCAUCUUGUGAAAUUGAUUGGUUAUUGCUUGGAAGACGAACAUAGGAUGCUCAUUUACGAGUUCAUGCCACGCGGAAGCUUGGAAAAUCAUUUGUUUAGGAGAGGAUCCUACUUCCAACCACUUUCUUGGAACCUUCGAAUGAAGGUAGCCCUUGGUGCGGGUAAGGGUCUUGCGUUUCUUCAUAGUGCAGAAACAAUGGUGAUAUAUCGUGACUUCAAAACAUCCAACAUAUUAUUAGAUUCUAAUUACAAUGCAAAGCUGUCCGAUUUUGGACUGGCAAAGGAUGGGCCAACUGGCGACAAAAGCCAUGUCUCUACGAGAGUCAUGGGUACUCAUGGAUAUGCAGCCCCCGAAUACCUUGCCACUGGUCAUUUGACCACAAAGAGCGAUGUUUACAGUUUUGGAGUAGUGCUUCUAGAAAUGUUGUCAGGCAGACGAGCAGUGGACAAGAACAGGCCAUCAGGAGAACACAACCUGGUGGAAUGGGCAAAACCAAACCUUGGCAACAAACGAAGAGUAUACAGAGUGAUAGACAACCGAUUGGAAGGACAAUACCAACUGGAUAUAGCCCAGAGGGCGGCUAAUCUUGCACUUAGAUGCAUAUCCAUGGAGCCAAGGUUCAGGCCAAACAUGGAACAGGUUGUACGAGAACUAGAGCUGCUUUGUGAAUCGAAGAAUAUGGUAAGAAGCCCACAAAACCAAACGGGCAAUGUGACUAGACCUCGCAGGCACAGUGUAGAUGAAGUUAUGAAGAGAUCAAACAUGUCUUCUUCUUCUUCUUAUCCGAGGCCAUCUGCUUCUCAAUUCUAUAGGAAAGAGAGAGUUUAGAUUAACUGAAUUAUAUGGUGAAGAAGCCCUCCUCCCAGUAAGUUGUAUGGUAAAUUAGCGGCUGGUUGUACAGUUUUUUCUAUUACAUGCAAAUGUUGUUGUGAAAUACCAUUGUGUGUUUGUUUGUUUGCCACUAAUGUAAUGAAUUUAUUGGAGAAGAAUUUAUUGUUUUUAUUUAA
Molecule: messenger RNA, 1732 nt
Organism: Impatiens glandulifera
Lineage: Eukaryota; Viridiplantae; Streptophyta; Magnoliopsida; Ericales; Balsaminaceae
Product: probable serine/threonine-protein kinase PBL9
Exons: 7
Coding region: 339-1553 (404 amino acids)
Biological process (GO): protein phosphorylation
Molecular function (GO): protein kinase activity; ATP binding
Source: RefSeq, a predicted model, not a curated record